GGAAGAAGAAGGGCAGUUAAUCCUCGCUACCACGCGCAACCCUCCGCGCUACCCUCCCGGCGCGAUGGGUCCCACCACCGAAACGUGAAACGCCUACCUAUCACCGCGCGCGACCACGUGCGGCUCUUUUUCUCGGCGCCAACGCGGAUCCGGUUAAAAUUGAUGAAUUAUGCGUAUUCCCUUGUUCGACGUGAGUCUGUUUCAUUCAGUACUCCAUAUCGAUACUUAACGUUUCACAAAAUUGCUGAAUUAUGUGUAUUCCUUUAUCGAGGUGCGUCUGUUUUAUUCGGUAUCAAUAGUUCCACGGUGCCUCGGAUCUUCCUCGGUCUCGCAGCUCUCGCGGCCGAGCAAGAUGCGCCAGAUUGACGUAUCACGAGUGACGAGAAAAAUGACGCGUCCGCGUUACGAGGCUGCCGAUAAUUAUUGAAUCGCGUAAUGAAAACAAACCGCGUCAGCGUCCGAAGACUGAAAGACUACUUUGCCGAAUGUUUCCCCAACUCUGCGGGCUCGAAAUCGCGGAAUUUCGCGAGACAAGCAUGCAGGGUGUACGUGACUCAAGGGUGCCCAUGGCUCCCGCGAAAAUCGUAACACCGCUUGCGGCAGAGAGAAAGGAAAGGAGAGGGGGAGAAAAAGAGUGACACCCGUCUCUUUCCGAGCGAUGAAUUACCAUAUUGCGAUGAGCGAAUACUUAAAAUUAGAUGGAGCUCGGUCCUAUGUCGCAGGCCAGUGGUGACGCGCGAGGUGACGAUAAGCGGCCCUCGCGCUUCUUAUCGCACCAUAAUGCGAGGAAACGAGGCGACGGCGACGGCGGCGACUUGCACCGGUACAGGAAGAAAAAGGAAGAGUUAUCAAGAUUCGGCUGAGAUUCUUUCUCCGUUCUCCUCGCUACUUGUGCAUGCGAUCGUUAGUUCCGUAAAUAAAUCGCCGCGCCAAACGCGAGUGCCCUCGAUCCUGUACGAUCCUCGAUCAUCAUGGAUCGAGCGCAAUUCGAAUCCCCCAUUCAGUUUUCGAUAGCGGAGUAAGAAGAGAAAGAGAGAGAGACGUUUAUUUGCACCCUGGGACUAGUACCCUCAGGCGCUCAACCAGCAAAAUACAAAGCAAAUGAAAAGAGUACAAUAAGCCUCAAUUACCGUAGAUACACGACACAAAUUAUACAUCGCCUUACAUAAUAAAAAUAAAAUAAUAUAAAAAUAAAAAUAAAAUAAAAUAAAAUAACAAUAAUAAUAUAAGCACAGAAAGCAGGCAAAAUAAAAAGAAAGAAAAAUUCCCAAGCUCUACGUAAAUCAUGACCAGCAUGUAGUAAAAAGCCUGCUACAAAAAUUCAACUACAAAUACAAGCUACAAUAAACAUACUCUCUCAAAUAUAUCCAAUAUUAGAUUACAUUAGUACGCAUUACACAAAAAAUAAUCAUAUAAUUUACACUUAAAAUUCGAGACCGUAUCGCAAGAACUAAUUACACAAAAGAGAGAGAGAGAGAGAUAUAUCAUUUAUUGGAAGCGUUUCGCAUUCCGAGUAUUGUACUUGAGCCUAAUGAGAGCUUGAUAAGAUCUUAUUAAUACAGGAUCUCGAUUGUAGCAAUCUGCGUAUUAAGUGUGACGUAGUUUCACUUAUGCGAUUGUAGUCGCUUCGAGUUCCGAUAUCGAGACGCGUUCUCGCAAGUCCGAAUUUGGUCAGACUUGGGAGAACGCGGAGAGCUGCACAGAGAUGCGCAGAGGAGUAUUGCGGAAUCCAGCCGAGUCUUAUGUAACACAAUAUGUUAUAUUUCAGACAUGCAUAAUUCUUUUAUAGUCACAAUAUAGCCGAUGAACAGAAGGUGUCGAUUUGAAAGUGUUAAAUGGGAUUAGCCGAGAAUGGCGGGGGCUUUAGUGUUUUUAGAGAUUAAAUUUAAAAGAAUUUUAAAGAUUACUUUUUAAAGAUUAAAUUUCGUCACAGCAAAUGCAUUGUCAGACCACAGACAGACGUGUGCGUCUAUUUAGGGCGAAUUGCCUUACAGUUACACGCAUAACGCAUGCACGUCAUCGUAGCAACUUGCGCAACUAUGCGCUUACCUUUAUCCGGCCCGCCUUCGCUUUGCUAAUAAUCUAAACUAAUACAAAGCACGAUUACGUUCGACUGCAGGGAGCGAUCCGUGGAUCCUUGGUUUCUCGAUUAGCGGAAACCGCGUGUACAAACAUUGCAAACGCACUGACACAGGGAGCGUGGAAGAGACUGCGAAUGCGAGCGGAGAUUUCGUGAGAUGCUUGCAAGAUAUCGCGAUAUAUCCAACAUGGCGAUUUAAUCGAACCUAAUUGCUCAAAAAUUUUUUUUAUACACUUAUGUAACAAAAUGCUAGAUAAUCUCUUAGAAUUAAUGAUGAUAAAAUUGUAAGGUUAUUCUAGAAUAGUGUACAUUGCGCAUUAUUGCAAGUCUUCGCAACGAAAGAAUAUCGGGUGUUUUUGAACAUUUAGGGAAACUUCGUUCCACGCACGCGUGCGUGUGUGUGUAGGUGUGCGUGUUUAUCCUUGAUUGUUUAUGAUAAUAGACAUGUAAGACUUCCCGUAGCUGAUUGGUAAAGCGAGAAGCUGACGGUUCUGUGCUACAAAACAAGGAUCAAAAAUAUAAAAUAAAUAUUUUCCGUACGAAGGACUUUUGCUCUCGAGAAAAUUGAUUCCGCAAGAUUGGAAAAUUCUGAGAACGAAAUCGUACCAGCGAUAUGUCGAGCGACGUCGAGGAGGAACGGCAGCAAGAAGAAAAACCAUUCGCGGUGGAGCGCGCGAAGACUGGCCGCGCCAAGUGCAAACGGUGCAAGUGUGCGAUCGAGAAGGGCGAGAUAAGGGUCGCCAAGUACGUGACGAGUUUCUUCUCGGAUGGCAAACUGAUGCCGGCGUGGCAUCAUGUCACCUGCAUGUUUGAGGUGUUCGCUAAGCAACGGGCGACUACGAGAAGGAUCGACGAUCCGGCAGAAGACGUAAAGGGCUGGGAGGAGUUGUCCGAUGAUGACAAAAAGGUCAUCCUCGACAAGCUCGAGGAGCUCGAGAAAUCCUUUCCGGCUAAGGUUGCGAAGAAACCUGCGACACCACGGAAAGCGGGCGGCCCUUCAGGUAGUUCCCUGAAGAAGACGACGGAUCAGACGCCGAAGAAGGUCACGACGAUCGAUAAAGAGAAGCGUGAGGAGAAAGAUCGGGAAGAACGACAAAAGGUGCCCUCGAAGGACGAUUCGUUUCGCGAGUUUCGACGCGUAUGCAGCAACGUGGCCGAUGUCGACGCUUACACCGACAAGAGCGCAAUUAUCAAGAGGAUGUUCACGCAAGGGUCUCAUGGCGGCGGCUUUAAGGGUGACAUCGUGCUUUGGUGCAAGCUGUUGCUGCCUGGCGCCGUGAAGAGAAUUUACAAUCUGCAGAGCAAGCAGCUGAUCAAGCUGUUCGCGCGACUGUUGCUCCAGGACGAGGACACGAUGUUGGAGCAUUUGGAGCAAGGUGACGUGGCCGGGACGAUCAGCGUGUUCUUCGAAAAGAGCGUUGCCGUCUCGCCCUGCACCAAAAGCGCGUUGACGAUUCAAGAUGUCGACCUUUUUCUGGAAAGAUUAUCGCGUUUAACCAGGGAGGAGGAACAGAUCCAACACUUUCGAUCCAUCCUCGAUAAAUGUACCUGCAACGACCUUAAGAUGAUCGUGCGUUUGAUCAAGCACGAUCUGAGGAUCAACGCUGGCCCGAAGCACAUUCUCGAAGGUGUUCACGUGGACGCGUACAGAGCCUUUCAGAUGUCCCGGGAUUUGGAAGCGGUAAUACGACGUUUUCUACCGAGUUCGGGGGAAAAACCGUCCACCUCAGAUUCACCCUUAAGUCGGAAUAAAGUAGCCCUCUCGCUGAUGACACCCGUUCUACCAAUGCUGGCAGAAGCAUGCACAUCCGUGGAAAUGGCGAUGCGGAAGUGCCCCAAUGGAAUGUUAUCAGAGGUCAAGUACGACGGCGAGCGCGUGCAAGUGCACAAAAGCGGAAAUGACUUUCGAUACUUCAGUAGAUCCCUGAAGCCAGUUUUGCCGCACAAGGUGAACCUCUUCAAAGAUUACAUAGCGCAGGCGUUUCCCGAUGGUGACGAUUUAAUCCUCGAUUCCGAAGUCCUCAUGGUCGAUAACGAGACCGGGCGACCUUUGCCAUUUGGCACUUUAGGGGUCCACAAGAAAGCCGAAUUCAAGAAUGCUAAUGUGUGUCUUUUCGUCUUCGAUUGCUUGUAUUAUAAUGGCGAGAUACUUAUAAACAAGCCCAUGUUGGAACGCAGAAGAAUCCUGAAUGACAGGAUGACCGAAAUACCAAGCAGAAUAAUGCUGUCGGAGAUUCACGAAGUGCAUGACCCGCGAGAUUUGGCGGAGAGAAUCGUUCACGUACUGAAGCUCGGCCUGGAAGGUUUGGUUCUGAAGGAUAUUGAUAGCAAAUACGAGCCCGGCAAGAGACACUGGUUGAAGGUAAAGAAGGAUUACUUGUGUGGAGGCGCGAUGGCUGAUAGCGCAGAUCUCGUCGUGCUUGGUGCAUGGUACGGCACAGGCAACAAAGGCGGUGUGCUGUCAGUCUUCUUAAUGGGCUGUUACGACGAAGAACGCGAUAAGUGGCUAACUGUUACCAAAGUGCAUACAGGACAUGAUGAUGCCACUCUGGCGGUACUCCAAGACGAACUGGACAUGGUGAAGAUCGGCAAAGAUGCAGAGAAACUGCCGAGCUGGUUGCAUGCGAUAAAGCCUAUGAUACCGGACUUCGUGGCGAGAGAUCCUAAGAAACAGCCGGUAUGGGAGAUAACGGGCGCCGAGUUCACGAAUCAGGGAGUGCACACUGCCGAAGGUAUCAGCAUACGAUUUCCACGCGUGACGCGAAUCCGUCACGAUAAAGAUUGGUCCACAGCCACCACGCUGAAAGAAUUGCGCGCGCUCUUCAAGAAGAAGCCCGAGUCUGUCGACUUCGGUCUCCUGCUGGGAGCGUCGGCGAACACUGAGGAUGUGUCGAACAAGAGAGCGAUUAAUGUCUCCCCAAAAAAAUUCGGGAACGUGAAGAGAGAAACGAGUCCUCCGAAUGAGCCGUCGACGAGUUUCAAGGUCAAAGAAGAAAAAAGUCCGUCAAAGGUAAAAAAGGAAGCACUGGAUGUUCAGAUGACUAAAAAGGAAUCACGGAGUCCUUCGGGAAGAUUUCAUAAAAAACGAAAGAACGAUGAACAUGACGAGAGUUCAAAGAACGUCACAAAAGAAGAGACAUUGGAGAGGAAGAGGUUGAAAACGAAACACGAGAUUAAGCAGGAAACAGAGACUUCUACAUUGGCAAGAAACAAAGAAGAAAAAUCGGAUACGGAGAAUAGCAAACAGAAUCGUUAUAUCGAUCAUCUCGACGAUAGUAUAAACGCCGAAGAAUACUUGGAAUUCUCGACGGAUUUUGAUUCAGAUGUUGAAGAUAACAGGUCCAGUAAUGUCCUGCAGGAUGUCCGAGCAAGCCUCGCGCCCGACUUUGACAAAAGUAGGAGGAAGGAUACACGGAGAAUGCUGAGGACUCUUGGCGCCACGAUAACGGAGAAUAGAUUCGACUCGACCCAUGUCAUCCACACUCGCGCGGAAAUUCCGACUACAGUCGUCCUAGAGGAAUUCGCGGACUUCCCCAAGACCACCAAACAUGUGAAUGUGUCCUGGCUGGAGCAGACUGCCACGCUGUCCCGGAAGCAGGACGAGGGUUGGCACGCGGUACGACUCGUCGGCGAUUAUUGUAAUUGUCCCUGCACGCAUCGAUAACGCAGCAAGUAUAUUAUAUUAAUGUUCGCUGUAUGUUGCGAUGCGCAACGCAAUCGCUUCAUGUAAUGUUUGUAGAAUAAUACUGGAAUUAAAGCAUCCCACGAUGAAAAUAUAAAAACGAAUACAUUGUGGAAGAAAAAUCAUUGAUUAGAUUAACACUUGGCUUGAAUGAAUAAAGUUUACUGCUACAAAUUA
This is a messenger RNA of Ooceraea biroi (clonal raider ant), 5939 nucleotides long. RefSeq names its product DNA ligase 3 (gene DNAlig3). The record is from RefSeq and is a predicted model, not a curated record. Lineage: Eukaryota; Metazoa; Arthropoda; Insecta; Hymenoptera; Formicidae. Gene Ontology annotation, biological process: DNA biosynthetic process; DNA recombination; double-strand break repair. Gene Ontology annotation, molecular function: ATP binding; zinc ion binding; DNA binding. Gene Ontology annotation, cellular component: DNA ligase III-XRCC1 complex; nucleus.